Messenger RNA from [Torrubiella] hemipterigena, 2229 nucleotides. Lineage: Eukaryota; Fungi; Ascomycota; Sordariomycetes; Hypocreales; Clavicipitaceae. The record is from the annotation of a GenBank genome assembly.
CAUGCCCAAUCACACCUUACUGCCCAAAACAAGUCUUAACUUUCAAUACGUUUGUUCAUUACAAUCCCCAUUAUUUGGAAUAUGCACAGCUAUAGUUUUGUUUUGUAUCUGCGUUUUGCCAAAUUACAUUUUUAUACAAUGUCGUCGUUCGUUGCUCCGUGACAUCGCCGCCGCCCCACCAAACAAACAACUGCAAUGCUUCGACGUCACAACGCAUCUUCCUGACAAAAACGCAGUUUAUCCCACCGCCAACAACCUCUGCCGCCUCGAUUGAUGCGCAACACAAGGAUCAUUGUUAUCCUCAGCAUUAUAAUUAUCCCAAUUGCUGCACUAGUCGCCAGCUUCUUCCCUACCACGCUUGCCCACCUCGCCCGAUUUGUCCGCCCCGAAUCCGACACCGCAACAAGCUCAGCAACAACGGUCGACAAGAUGGCCUCGAGCAUCACAAGGGCUGCGCCCAUCGUCAUAGACGCCGUAGGCAAGCACACGGCGACCGUCAUCUUCAUCCACGGCCUCGGCGACAGCGGCCGCGGCUGGAUGGACGCUGCGCAGCUGUGGCAGUCCAAGCCGUCGCUGAGCGAAGUCAAGUUUAUCCUGCCGCAUGCGCCCGCCAUUCCCAUUACCAUGAACGGCGGCUACCAGAUGACUGGCUGGUUCGACAUUGUGAGUGACGACAAGACGCUGCGCCGGAUGGAGAUAUCUAACCUAGCCAAAAAGCGAUCGAUUGGCGAUCUCGAGUCGGACGACCUGUCCAAGAUCAAGCUCAACGAGGACAAGGACGGUAUCAUGACAUCGCGGGCGUACUUCCACUCGCUGAUCCAAGCGGAAAUCAGCGCAGGCAUUGCGGCUGAGCGCAUCCUGAUUGGCGGCUUCUCGCAGGGCGGCGCCAUGAGCAUCCUUUCGGGCCUUACGGCACCCGUCAAGAUUGGCGGCAUCAUUGGCCUGUCGUCGUGGCUGCUGCUCAACCAGACCUUUAAGGACUACGUGCCGGCUGGCGAUGUCAACAAGGAGACCAAGAUCUUUAUGGGUCACGGCAGCGCGGAUCCGCUCGUGAGGUAUCCGCUGGCGGUUGCCAGUCAGAAGAAGCUGACGGAGCUCGGCUACGAUGCCAAGAUGACCACCUACCCGGGAAUGCAGCAUUCGGCGUGUAUGGAGGAGCUGAAUGACGUGGAGCGAUUUAUCGUGUCCAGACUACAGCGUUAGGUUGGGUACAAAAGAUAGCUGGGUGAAGGGCUACUAUUUGUUUGCCCAGCGUUCGACGACAACAAAAAAAUUAUAGAUUAAUUACCUAUGCAGCCAACGUUACACGGAUAAGCCACAUGCACAAUUCUUCCAGCAACCUAGUGAAUUAUUGUUAAAGGGCGGGCAGGGCAUGGGUUGUACAUGGCUCGGAUAAGGCGUCGGCUAUGGGAUGCCGGGUAGCGGCCGGCAGCAGACUAGCUAGACGACGGGUAUACCAUAUAUGGAGAGACACCCAUGUUUUUUGUAACAUGUUUUCGAUAAUUACUCGGGGUCCCUGUCGUUUAUUGCAGCCUCGCGUGUUUAACAAAAAAAAGUAGUCGCCUUUGCGGGUGUAGAUACGUAGACGAGAGUGGGACGGAGUUUGUAUGGAAACGGCUAAGGGAUGCCGUGAGAGCCGAUCUCGCGGGUGGGGAAUAACAGGUACCAAAGACGCGGGCAUUAAAAAUACUGGGGACGAGUGAAAUAACGGUGUGAUUUUGUGGCGUGGAGAAAAAGAAUUGCAAUUGGGAGAAAUAAAUUUUUAUAUACAGGGAAAGAGAUUAUCGAUACGCUGAACGAGGUGACGGAUGCAAGUAAUGUUGAUGAUGAUGGUGGUAUAAGCACUUCCCCUUACAAUGGGAGUAUUGCAGUAGCUUGACCGCAGCACUUUAGCAUGUCGACAGUGUGCGAUUUUGAUAGGCAGCAUUCACGUAGUCCGUUACUGUGGAAGAAAUAUAGAUGCUAGCGAGGCUGGAAGACGACGUCAACAAGAAGAAGGCAGAUCAGGCAGCCGAUGGUGCCGUGUUGCCGAUGAGGUGUGGUUGGUUGGCGGGCGGUACUUGUCAAGGUGUCUAGGAUGGCAUUGGCAAGGCAAACAACAAAAAAGAAAGGUUGUGUAUUGGAUAGUACUUUAUAGCAAUGGUAAUUGAACGAUAAUUAUUUCUCUUUCUUGAUAGGUACAAUGGCCGCGUUAUCUGGAUGCAUGCAUGCAGCAACAGUAAGUUGCAC